Molecule: messenger RNA, 4413 nt
Organism: Gopherus evgoodei (Goodes thornscrub tortoise)
Lineage: Eukaryota; Metazoa; Chordata; Testudines; Testudinidae
Product: paired mesoderm homeobox protein 2-like
Exons: 4
Coding region: 2732-3439 (235 amino acids)
Biological process (GO): regulation of transcription by RNA polymerase II
Molecular function (GO): DNA-binding transcription factor activity, RNA polymerase II-specific; RNA polymerase II transcription regulatory region sequence-specific DNA binding
Source: RefSeq, a predicted model, not a curated record
GUCCCUUUCAGCCUGCUCCCAGCCACUGCCAGCCUCCACAUGAAGGGAAGAAGAAAUCAUCCAUUGGUCUGAUUUUAUCAGUGAAGUCUCAAAGUUCUCCACCUCGAAGCCAUGGGAAAUGGCAACAAUCCACUAGGUCACCUGGUCCUUCCUCCUCCUGCUGCUGCAAGAUCCUUUGCUACAGAACAUGCCCAAGUUCAUUCUCUAACUGCUUGGAAAUGUCCCAGAUGAGGAAGCUCCCAGUGCUUCCCUUGGGAGACUAUUCUAUGGGCUAAUUAGUCCAGGAAUGGUAUCCAGCCUUCACUCCACUCCCCAAUCCUGUAUGUGGUACAGCAUUAAUCACCCCAUGGCCAGAUGUGGAUUGUUUAGACCUGCGGGGAGGCUGAUAGCACAACCAUGAUCUUGUGGUGUCCGGGAAACAGAUGUUUCUCUGAAUACAGUGGGAGAUGUGGGGGAGCCAAGUGGGGUGAACAACCGGGGGAAUGGGCCAAGAGAUGGGGAGGGGAGAUCUCUGUAAUUGAGAGCUCUCACAUUAGCAACCUGGCUUGUGCCACCACACACAUUUUCUCUAGUCAGAUGCGGUGGAUCAAUUGUUCCCUGGCUAUUUAGCACCUGGCACAUUUGAAGCCCUGCAGCUAUGCUCAGAGUGGGCAAGUGAUCAGCUUCCUUUGGUCAGCUGAGGGCUGUCAUUUGUUCCUUGGCAACUGGACUGGAAUAGCCGGAGGAGGAAGGUGCUCUAAACAGGUACUGUCUUGUACUGCUCUGAGGUGGCCUGGAGUUAACGGGACAGAGAAAGACCAUCCGUCUGUCAGCAGUGGGGUGUCCAUGCCAGGGACAAGGAGGGGAGGCACCAAUUUGGUAAAUGGAAAUAAUUGAAUUAGUGGCUCUCAGCUGCAUGCUGCUUGGGAUGCGGUUGCAGACCAAACUCCACCCGAGCGCAAGGGCACUCUCCAAGCUCCAGGGAAGUGACCCAAGCACAUUCAAAGGCUUUCAGGAAGGGACCCUGAAGGCAGAUGGCGUGGUGUGGCAGUUCAGAAAGAGACAACUACAAGAGACAGACAGAUCCUUGUGGCUCCCUGUGACUAGGGGACUCUCUGGGGAAAGGCCCUCAAGCGGCUUGCUGGCUCUGAGGCCUGUGUUCAGUUCUGGAGAAACUCUCUAGCCCAGCGGAGCCAGCUGAGAGAAGUAAGCCUGAGUCACUGCAAAGCCUCAUUUUUCACUGAGAAUAGCCCUCGCCAUGGAAAGGAAGGGCAAUUCUUUGUAUGAUGAUCAAGCAAACCUGAAUGAUUGGCCCCUGGACCCAGCCCUCUCUAGAAUGCUGGGAGCCCCAGAAGUCCAGGUAGCUAUGGCACGUCGUUAUAACAGCACAAAGAUUGAUACCAAACAGUCCGCAAGGCUCUCGUGUGCUCCCUAAGGUGCUGGCACAUUUCAUCUUGGGGACAUUAAGAAUUUAAGCUGCACUAACCAAAUGGUGCAAAGACCUAGUUCCUCAGGCUCCAGACACUGUAGUCCUUAGCUGUAGCCAUCCCAGCGCUUUGAGGCAUGUUUCCACAGGCAUUGUUUUCCUGGUCACAUUCCCAUUCCUUUGUCCCCAGAUGUGUCUGCCCCAUAGACUUGGGCUGCAUCUGGGUCUUGCCCUAGCCAGCCUAAACCACAUUCUCUACUGCUUGCUGCUUUUUGGUCUCCCAUCUCUAGUCACAAACACCUCGGGGGCUGUAGCUGCACCCACGCCCUGGCCUCUGACUGCUCCCAGGCCUUUGCCUCUGUAAUCCAGUGACCUCUGUUCUCAGCUUCUGGUUCCUCUAGCCAACCAUGCUCUUGGUCCUCUAUUCAUACUCCUGAGUUUCUUCUCCCUCUGCUCCAAUGAGCUCUGGUCUCCACUGUCUCUUGUCUUCCUUUCUAGUCACCAAUAGUUCUUUCUGUCGAACACACUGUUAUUAGUUGCUUUUUUAACUCUUCCUGCAAAUCCACAAGAGCAAAAUUAAUACCGUAACUGUUGGAGAAGCUGAGCAAAAUCCAACUGUUCUUGACUGGAAAGCUUGGGGCUCUCCCUCCAUAGUGAACAUGAUACCAUGUAAAGUGGAGGUAGCUUCAGAUGUCUCAUUUGGCUCAGCUGGAAUCUUGUUGGCAGUUCUUCCUGUCUCCUAUUUAGAGAGAGCUCUGUGAACGCCUCUUGUAGGUGAGACAGCUUUUCCGGGUCACUGCUAGGGAGCCAUUAGUGGGAAUAUUUACUUGGAAAUUCAAUCCUGGCUCAUGCUCCCCUCUAAUUGAGUGAAGAGUUUCUUUGAAGUGAAGAAGUUAAUUUAGUGUCUGAAUGGGGGAGGGGAAAGGAGGGCCUUGGAAAAGAGGCUUCAGGUAAGAAGUUUCUUUAUUUCACACCUGCUGGAGACAAGUGGAUGAUCAGAGACUCUGUCUGCAGUUCUCCUCCUAUAUGGACACACCUGGGAAAGUCCAGACCAGCUCUAGGUUUCACUGGAUUUGUCUGGGUCAGCAGAGACCCCUCCCUGACCACCACAGUAAUUUAAUUGGAACCUCUCAUUAGUUUUUGGUGCAGGAAAGAGAGCAAGGCGAGGACCAGUCUCCACUUUGUUCCUGGACAUACCUGGAUUAACAGAGAUAGUUCAAAUCCACCAGUACACCUGAACUCACCUGUCCAAGACUCAGCCAUUUCUGCAGAUCUCUGAAUCACUCCGUGCAGGUGCAGCAGUUCUGCUCGUGUCCCUAGUGGAGGAUGUUCAGCUCAGAAUAUGUGGUGUCCUCACUCCCAGCUGCAUCUCACUUCUACAGCCCUGCUUUCUCAGCCCAGCUCACAUCCACUCCUGUCUGCAGUCUCUUCCUCCCAGCUCCCCUUUUCAGCUACCAGCUCUUCCAGCCCUGCAGCCCUCCAGAGCCCUGCAAACAAGCACUACUGCUGGCGAGCCAAGGCGCAGGUUUGGGGGAGCAGGGAGACUUCUCAGAGGAAGCUCGCCCGCAGAAGCAGAGACGCACCCGAGCCAAUUACAGCAGCUGGCAGCUGGAGGAGCUGGAAUCAGCCUUUGAGACCACACACUACCCUGACGUCUUCAUGAGGGAGGCCCUAGCCCUCCGGCUAGACCUGAUACAGGCCAGGGUUCAGGUUUGGUUCCAGAACCGCAGAGCGAAGCUGAGGAGACAACUGAAACUUCAGGGACGAGCUCUGGACCGAGCCCUCGCUAGGGACUCGUCUGCCUCAGAACACAAGAAGCCCCAAGCCCCCCAGAAAAUGGAAGGUUCAAGUAAGAGCUCUAGAGUUGGAACACUGGAAGGAGACCCAGAUCAGUGGCCAAGCACUGGCUCUGAAGGGGAGCCUCCUCCUGGACCUCCCCUGUACAGCGGAGCUGAGGCCACCGCGGGGGACAAGGCCAGAGGAAAUUUGCUCCUGCAGCACCCCCAACUUGUGGGUCAAGGCACAAGAGCAUGAGGCUGAAAGUGACUCCGCCCCCACCCUGCAGCUCAGGAGCAGCCUGACUCAGAACCAGACCCAGCAGGGCUCUGGGAACACACAAAUAGUGCCUGAAACUGAUCCUGACAUGAGUCCCCCUUCCCGUACCUCUCCAGCCUCAGCCUUGGACCUUCGCUCCCAAACAAACACUGCAACCAUUUCUUCAGGGAAUGGAGCAGGGAACAUCAGGAGCAUUAUAGGGGCUUCCCAAGCCCACCGAGAGCCAUUGCCCAGCCUUAUCCAUCUCUGAGCACCGUUGGUGCCUCCCUAUUUGGUAGCUGUUGCCUGAACUUCUUUUCUCCGAUUGGCGUCUGCAUUACACUUCUCAGCACCUGCACUCAACUGGGACAACAACCUGUGCAGAGACUCUGGGUCUAAAAUACCCUAGUUAGAAUCCUUCCAUAUUUAAGCAGGGACAGACCCAUCCCCUGCUCCAGGCUUAUUUCUCAGGAUCCCUUCACUAGAACACAUGCAUUCGCGCAUCAUUAGCAGGAGGAUGUUGCCUCUCUACUCUGGGUUGUCUUCUUCAGAUUAGGCUAUUUUUGUCAGAGACUCUGAUCCAGUGAGCCUGUGUUUGGUAGGGUUGCCAGUUUUGAUUGGAUGUAUUCUUGGAGGUUUCAUCACAUGACAUAAUCUUUAAUUAAAGAUUAAUCUUUAAUUCCUGGAGACUCCAGGGCAAUCCUGGGUGUUUUAGCUGGGUCCUUGAGGCCCUUCUGCAAUAGAAUGGGGGCCCUGAGCGGUGUGACAGUGCAGAAGUGUGAAGCAUGCAGACUCCUGAUCUUCACACUAUAGCAAGGCUUUUGGGACCAUGUGGAGUACUCACCCUCUAUCCAGAGCCAGGUAGGGUAACCAGAUAUCCUGAUAUUAUCAGGCCCGUCCCAUUACUAGGGGCUUUGUUUUAUAUACGCAACCAUACCUCCCUGUGGGGAAAAAAAGUAUCCUGAUUUUUCACA